Molecule: messenger RNA, 1981 nt
Organism: Schistocerca gregaria
Lineage: Eukaryota; Metazoa; Arthropoda; Insecta; Orthoptera; Acrididae
Exons: 5
Coding region: 309-1736 (475 amino acids)
Source: RefSeq, a predicted model, not a curated record
GGAACCGCACGGAACGUGAGCUGUGGUGUCUGGCAGGAAGCAUCGAUUCAGCGGCGGCCGAUACCGGAACGGGCGGCGGUCUUCGUGGGGUUUCCGCGAGCUGGUCUGCUCGCAGCGUAGCCGCACACACACAGACGCAAGGUGAGCGAGCCAGCGUGCCCGCGCAGCCGCGCCGGGUCGAUGACGCACCAGUAGAUGCGUGGCCUUGCCGCCGUCACCACCACAGGCACCAGCUGGGCGGACGCCCACAGUCGCCUCUAGCGUGCUGGCGGCUGCAGUCGGCCGCCUUCUCCAGAGGACCGGUGGCCAUGGCGUCGAGCGCUCCCGUGUCCGUGCUGCUACUGCUGCUGGCCACUUCGGCUGCCUCGCCGGUGCUACACGGCUAUGACGAAGUCGACGGGCACUCCACUACCACCCUCCACGAUCCGAGUGACUCCACCUCGCGCCAGGAGACUGUCGGCUUUGGACGCAGCGACUCUGUAUCCGUAACACACAGUCAGCCUACUUCACGAGGAAGCCCAGAUGGAGAAUACGCUCCUCCUCGAGAACUGAACGCUGUCAGUGGGUGGAGUGACGAAGCUACGGACGACAGCCUACGGAACUUCAUUGUCAGUCCAUCAGAUACGUAUGAGCAUGACGAACAGCAGCCACCAAUUGCUGUUGGCAAGAACGGAUCACCUGUUGACGAAUUCACUGAUGAUCCAAAUUUCGAAGACGCCCAUUUUGGUGAGAGGGUCACAAACUGGGAAGAAGGCACUGGUAUUUAUCUGGACGGGGGAAAUUACAACAAGAGUGUGCAGGCAUCUGGUGGGGAAAGCUUCGAAGGAGGGAUGGGCGAGCAGACAGCUGCACCGGGGAGGAAUGCUAGCAAACUCGGCCCGGAGGUGGGCAGCGAGGAGUUCGAGCAGUCGCUGGGUGCCGCGCUGAACGAGACGCUGCGCAAGAUGGAGGAGGUGCUCGCCGGGUCUGCUCCCCAGCAGGAUGGCCAGGAGCGCCGUGGCUGGCUGUCGGCGCUGUCGCGGCUGCGCGUCAAGCGCAGUGGAGACCAGAGCGAGGACGCAGGGGAGCUGCCGGUCACCAGCCUCAACGACAUCGUCGACGUGUUCCUCAUCAUAGCGCGGCAGUCCCUGGAGGACCGCGGCCUCGACCAGGUGAGCAUCCCGCCGCUGGAGCGGACGUUCUCGCGCUCGCUGGGGGUGGGCACACUGCGCGGCUUCUUCCGUGGCGACGACGGCUGGGUGCGACGACUCACCACCGUACACCGCGUCGGCGACGUCCGUCUGGACCGCGGCCGGCGGCCUCCAGACGGUGAGCCGUGGGACCUGCGCUCGGUGUCUGUGGCGACCAGCCUGGGUCUGGAGGAGCUGACGGUGGGCUUCGAGAGGUACGUGGCCGACGUGCGCGCCCUGCCCACCGUGUCGGGCCGCCUGCUCGCCGACAUCGACGAGAACGCAGUACUGCUGAAUAUAUCAUUUAGUAAAAGAGAUGAUGAUCCAAAAGGCUGUGAUGUGGUCCUACAAGAACUGGAUAUACAACGUUUGGAGGGAAUAAAUUUGAAGCUGACAGGCUUAGGUCCUUUUAAUUGGCUCCUGUCACGUAUAGCAACAUGGCUUACGAAACAUUCUCAGGAUAAAGUGGCAGACGUUGUUGAAAAGGAACUGGCUCAAAUUGCAAACAAAGAACUUCAAAACAUACCUUGUGAUGCUGAUUUUAUAACUGCAAUAAGCAUGCUUUGAGUCUGAACACCCAUCAGUGAACUGUCUUAACAAAUACUGACAUGUGAAUAAUUGGGUGCCGACUGUCCCCAUUCUGAGAACCAGGACAAAGAGUAAAUACAAAGUAGACUGCAGGUAUCCAGGUUGGAGAAAAUUGCUGUAUGAAUGUGUUGCAUCUGUCAUUACAAAUCUCAUGUUUUAUCAUUAAUCAACAUACAAAAACAUUUGUCUUAUACAUUGAAACCAAAUAAAUAAGUAAAAUUGUG